AUGGCCACGGCGACGGCGGCGGCAGGGGAGGUGCUGCAGCACAUGGGACCGGUCCCUCGAGUGGAAGAGACCAAUAAUACGGCGGCGGCGGCGGAGGAACUCGGGGGAGACGACGAAGAGAUCCUGCGAUUCAUGGACUCGGCGGACGGCUACCUCCUCCUGAUGGAUUCGCUCUCCUCCGCUCUUCGCCAGGGUUGGCUUGAUCUGGCAAGUGCUCGCCACUCGAUGGGCGCAUCACGUGUUUCAAGUAUGCUGUUUGAUCAUAAAGAGCAAUCUGCAGCCACUAAGCUGCAAGUAGUUUAUCCUGCAGACUUGCAACCAUCAGAAUCAAACCCACAUUUUUCUCUAUCAAAGUGGUGCUUGCAAGAAGAAUCAAACUCCAGUGAUAUUGUCUGUGCGCAGGAUAGCGCUACAGCAAAACUAAGGUACAGAGGAUCAGCUGCUACCCCAGAUAGUAGUAAUGAAUCAGAUGCAACUACUGCAAAGUCUUCUACUGGUGUUGACGUUAACAGUCAGGUUCAAAAGGCGAGAUCAAAAGCAUUAUCAGUCUUUGGAGCAUUGGUGUCUCCAAAACUGCGAACGGCCCAAGUUUCCUUUGAAACAGCACUUGAACUAAUUGUGGAGUUAGCUAAUGCAAGAUCAGCCAUCCUCUCUAGUUUCUCCCAGAUAAAGCAUGAAGCAUGA
Molecule: messenger RNA, 684 nt
Organism: Triticum turgidum subsp. durum (durum wheat)
Lineage: Eukaryota; Viridiplantae; Streptophyta; Magnoliopsida; Poales; Poaceae
Source: the annotation of a GenBank genome assembly